AUGGGGGAGGGACCCCGGCGCUCCAGAUGGAGGCGCUGGAGUCGGUGAUGAGGAUCAGCAAGUCUUGGGAUCCGCAGCAGCCGACACGGCACAUCGACUCCCUGUAUUUCCGGGACGGCCUGCGCCAGAUCGACUUCGUCAUCGCAUACUCCGACGACGGAAGCGAAGAAGAAGAGGAAGUGAAGAAGAGGAAGAAACGCAAGAGCUUCGAGACCCAUCUCAUGGAAGGGGGACUCGAAUUAGAGCUCGAAGACAAAAAGGUCGGUUCUAUUUCUGGACGCAGCAAAUAAGUCGGCCCGAAGAAUACACUCGACCCAAUCCAU
This is a messenger RNA of Darwinula stevensoni, 323 nucleotides long. The record is from the annotation of a GenBank genome assembly. Lineage: Eukaryota; Metazoa; Arthropoda; Ostracoda; Podocopida; Darwinulidae.